GGAGGGACUGCCCCCCCGGAGAUCCCGUGGGAGAUGGCCCCAGGGGCACCCGCCUUCCUGCUGCUGCUCCUGCUGCCACUGCCCAGGUCCCCGCCUUGUGCUGUGGGCUGCCCCAACAACUGUCGCUGCUACAGCGCUACUGUGGAGUGUGGUGCCCUGAGGCUGCGCGCUGUCCCGUCUGGAAUCCCUGCCGGGACACAGACACUGUUCCUGCAAGACAACAGCAUUGAGCACCUAGAGCCUGGUGUCCUGGCGCCCCUCGCAGCCUUGCGCCACCUCUACCUGCACAACAAUAGCCUGCGUGCCCUCGAGCCCGGAGCAUUCCGGACGCAGCCCCGCCUCCUGGAGCUGGCGCUCACUGGCAACAGGCUGCAGGGCCUACGCACGGGCGCCUUUGCUGGUCUGAGCCAACUGCGCAUCCUCUACCUGGCUGGUAACCAACUGGUGCAACUGCUGGAUUUCACCUUCCUGCACCUGCCGCGACUGCAGGAGCUGCACCUGCAGGAAAACAGCAUCGAGCUGCUGGAAGACCAGGCACUGAGUGGGCUGUCCUCACUGGCACUGCUGGACCUUAGCAGGAACCAGCUGGGCACCAUCAGCCGUGAGGUCCUGCAGCCGCUGGCCAGCCUGCAGGUCCUACGCCUCACAGAGAACCCUUGGCGCUGUGACUGCGCCCUGCUCUGGCUGGGAGUCUGGAUCAAGGCGGGGGGCCAGCGGCUGCUCAGCUCCAGGGACAAGAAGAUCGUGUGUGCCGAGCCCCCGCGCCUGGCUCUGCAGAGCCUGCUGGAGGUCUCCGGCAGCAGCCUCAUCUGCAUCCCGCCUUCCGUGCACGUGGAGCCGCUGGAGGUGACGGCCAACCUGGGUGAGGACCUGCGGGUGGCCUGCCAGGCUUCCGGCUACCCGCAGCCGCUGGUGACCUGGAGGAAGGUGGCCCAGCCUCGCGAGGGGCCGCGGCGAACCCAGGCCCCGCCGGCCGGCCGCGCGCAGGGCCAGCGCGGGCCGGGGGCACCCGACACCGGGAGCGGCAUGCUGUUCCUCACCAAUGUCACGCCGGCACACGCCGGCAGGUACGAGUGCGAGGCCGCCAACGCGGGCGGCGCGGCCCGCGCGCCCUUCCAGCUGCGGGUCAACGCGUCGCAGGCGCCGCCGCCCGCGCCCGCGGGCCCUGGGCCCCGGGCGCCGCCGCGUGAAGCGGGCAGCAUGGCCUUCCGCGCGCUGGGCCUGGCCACGCAGACGGCCGUGGCGGCCGCCAUCGCGCUGCUGGCGCUCACGGCGCUGCUGCUGGCCGCGGCCAUCUGCCGCCGGCGGCGCCGCGGGACCAAAGCGCGGGCGCCACCGGGCCAGGGCGCGAGUUUCGUCAGCGACUACGCGGACGGGCCCUGCACCUUCGCGCAGCUCGAGGAGCUCCGCGGCGAGCGCGGCCACGAGAUGUUCGUCAUCGACCGCUCCAAGCCCCUGUUCGCCGAGGGGGCGGCGGCCGAGGCCGCGCGAGGGCGGCGGCCGCCACCGCCGCCGCCGCCGCCGCCUCCGCCGCGGGCCUACGACCUGCGCUGCUGA
Molecule: messenger RNA, 1557 nt
Organism: Sorex fumeus (smoky shrew)
Lineage: Eukaryota; Metazoa; Chordata; Mammalia; Eulipotyphla; Soricidae
Gene: LRRC24
Product: leucine rich repeat containing 24
Exons: 4
Coding region: 34-1557 (507 amino acids)
Molecular function (GO): protein binding
Source: RefSeq, a predicted model, not a curated record